Molecule: messenger RNA, 1531 nt
Organism: Eublepharis macularius
Lineage: Eukaryota; Metazoa; Chordata; Lepidosauria; Squamata; Eublepharidae
Gene: DIMT1
Product: DIM1 rRNA methyltransferase and ribosome maturation factor
Exons: 12
Coding region: 40-987 (315 amino acids)
Biological process (GO): rRNA methylation
Cellular component (GO): mitochondrial matrix
Molecular function (GO): rRNA (adenine-N6,N6-)-dimethyltransferase activity
Source: RefSeq, a predicted model, not a curated record
GUGUGCGGAAAGCGUGUUUCUGUUCCGGUAGUUACUAUCAUGCCGAAAGUGAAGACGAAGCUGCGGUCGCGGCAGCAGCGCCGGGAAGCCAAAGGAUCGGGACCGGGACCGGGACCGGGACCAGGCAUCCGGUUCAACACUGGACUUGGUCAGCAUAUUUUGAAAAAUCCCCUCAUUGUUAAUAACAUUGUAGAAAAGGCUGCUUUGCGUCCUACAGAUGUUGUUCUAGAAGUUGGUCCUGGCACUGGGAACAUGACAGUGAAAAUGUUAGAAAAAGUGAAAAAGGUCAUUGCUUGUGAGCUUGAUAUAAAGCUGGUUGGAGAACUCCAGAAGAGAGUCCAGGGCACACCUUUGGCUAGCAAACUUGAAAUAAAGAUCGGAGAUGUAUUGAAAUCUGAUCUGCCUUUCUUUGAUGCUUGUGUGGCUAACUUGCCUUAUCAAAUUUCUUCACCUUUUAUUUUUAAGCUGUUGCUACAUCGUCCUUUCUUCAGGUGUGCAGUACUUAUGUUUCAGAAAGAGUUUGCUCUUCGUCUGGUUGCCAGGCCAGGUUCUCCGCAGUACUGCAGGCUUUCUGUUAAUACUCAGUUAUUAGCCCGUGUUGAUCAUCUGAUGAAAGUUGGAAGAAAUAACUUUAAGCCGCCACCCAAAGUUGAAUCCAGUGUUGUAAGGAUAGAACCCAAAAACCCACCACCACCAAUCAACUUCCAGGAAUGGGAUGGUCUACUAAGGAUAGCCUUCGUCAGGAAAAACAAAACUCUUUCAGCAGUUUUUAACUCAAAUGCGGUGAAGCGACUGCUGGAACAGAAUUACCGGAUUCACUGCUCGCAAAAUAAUUUGAAAAUUCCUGAAAAUUUCAGUAUUGGAAAUUUAAUUCAAGGAAUCUUACGUGACACCAGUUACUCGGAAAAACGUGCCCGGGUAAUGGAUAUCGAUGACUUCAUCAGAGUUCUGCAUGGAUUCAAUGCAGAAGGAAUCCACUUCUCAUAAAGGAAAAUUACUUUUGCUGGGAUGAAAUGAAUUACACAUAUGAAGAUGAUACUGGAAUUCCACUCAUGUUGAGUAUAAACUAUUAUGGGCAGGUGUAGCCAGCUGCUUUCAAUUAUGUACAUUGACAAGAUAAAAAGAAAAAAUUGCAGUUGCAGUGUGGUGAAAAGUCUCAUCCUGAACCUUAGCUUAGAUGGUUGCUGGAGCAUGCACACUAAAUCAUUGUGUCCAGUUUGGUACUCAUUUAGCCUCCAAGAACAUUUAUUCUGAGGAAUGGAGCCACUAAACCCACAGAUGGCAGGUGAUCCUAUUGUAUGCUGCACCCAAUACACAGAUUAUUAAUGCAGUUAUGUUAGUCUCUAGGACAAAGCAUAAGUGCCAACACUGUUGCCUUUGAGCUUAGUUCCCUUACAAAUGUUCUCACUUAAUGAGGUGUUCAAAUUUUUAAUCACAUAUUUUGUGUACCCUAUUAUGUACUGUAAUGAGAAAUCUAUUUUAUAUGAGGUUUUUAAGUUGUAUCUUCAAUAAAUAUUCCACCUUUUAAAAA